Messenger RNA from Aspergillus sclerotioniger CBS 115572, 792 nucleotides. RefSeq lists its product as uncharacterized. The transcript has a single exon. The record is from RefSeq and is a predicted model, not a curated record. NCBI's taxonomy places the organism in Eukaryota, Fungi, Ascomycota, Eurotiomycetes, Eurotiales, Aspergillaceae. The coding region runs from base 1 to 792 and encodes 263 amino acids.
AUGGCGGAGGCCGAACCCAAUGGCAUUCGAUUGCUUUGCCGGCCCUCGACGGCGGACUUCCCUCUCAGACGCUUUCAUCGAAUCCAACACCAAUAUGCAAGCACCUUACUUAUUCAGCUAUAUUGGAUCAGCUUGUUUGGUACCAUUCAGGAUGAGAGUACCCACAUGCGUGGACUAUUGGAUGCUCUCGAUUCACUCAAUGAAGAAACCCGUCAAUUGAACAUCGAGAAAAACCUGGCCCCGGACCUUGGAAUUGUGGACAUCGAUAUUUUCCUACACGCAUGGAAAAACCGGAACUUAUGGUCCCAUUUACCAGACUUCUGUCGACUACGCUGCUAUCCUCUAGAAGGGUCACGUCGACCACCGGUCCUCGGCUCUGAUUACCAACCCUACCAUACCCAUUAUUGGGAGCUCAUCGACAGAAAAGCUCCCGAGGCUCUUCUGCAAAUUAUCUGGGAGCUACGGAAAACGGAUACAGACACAGACACAAUUGAGGAUACUGAGAUACUUUUCGAAAGCGCUGCAUGUGUUUUCAACAGACGGCUUGGUCGCCUACACAAAAUGCAUGGAAAUGGCGCAUCUGACAUUGGGUACCUCCGACCUGAUGAGACCAUCAUAGCCUACCAAAAGUUGGAAGACUGUCUAGCUGUACAGGACAAGGAGGGAUAUCGAAAAUGUCGCAAUAAUCUUCGCUACAACCAGGCUUUGUUUGGGUAUCCGGCAGGGUGGCUUCCGGGUCCGUAUGAGGAGGAAGCAUGCCAGAAGACUUCGGAAAUUUCGGAUGUAGUCUAG